This is a messenger RNA of Aegilops tauschii subsp. strangulata, 2154 nucleotides long. RefSeq names its product nuclear poly(A) polymerase 4. NCBI's taxonomy places the organism in Eukaryota, Viridiplantae, Streptophyta, Magnoliopsida, Poales, Poaceae. Gene Ontology annotation, molecular function: poly(A) RNA polymerase activity; RNA binding. Gene Ontology annotation, biological process: RNA 3'-end processing. Gene Ontology annotation, cellular component: nucleus. The record is from RefSeq and is a predicted model, not a curated record.
UCCCUCCCUCCCUCCCUCCGUCGGCGGCUUCUUCUUAUCCUCGGACGGCGGUGGUUGCACCUCCGGGAGGCUCUGGAUCCAGCGGUCCGACGGGCGGCCCAGGCUCCGCGGCGGCGAAUAGGGCGAGGAGGUCGUCGUCGAGGGCCGGCGGAGCCGCACUAACCGCGCGCCGCCGCCGCCGCCGCACGUCUGCUUCCUCUUCAGCCGGUCUUCUCCCGCGAGGAACAGGAAGGAACUUACAGGACCUGAACUCUCACCAGGAGCUUCCGUGGGACCAAGAAAAAGAGUCUCUAUGGCGAGAGGUAGUAGCCGCCCAGAGAACUUUGGUGUGACAAAACCUCGGUCAUACGCUUACCCGACGGAGCCCGAAAUCCACAACACCUGCAACCUAUUGGAGGUUCUAGACCAACACCAUCCGUGCAAGAGCGCGGAGGAGCGUUUCCUGCAAUCAAGUGCCUUGGAUAAACUGAAUAAAAUUGUUCAAGAUUGGGUGAAAGAGUUAACUCCCAGGGGGAUCAAGGAGGUCAAUGCGAUUUUUUUCGCUUUUGGCUCAUACUUUCUACAGGUGGAUGAAUUUGCUGAUCCGAUUGACACUAUAUGCAUAGGCCCGAGUUUUGUAGAUCAUGAGCAUGGAUUUUUCAAGAUAUUUCAUGAUAAAAUGUGUCAAAUGAAUGAAGUGACCCGAUUGAAGUCUGUUCGUAAUACAAAUGUGCCUUUUAUGGAGUUUAAGCUGGAUGGUGUCCCUAUUAAAAUUGUCUAUGCUAGUCUUCCUUACUCAGUAAUCCCAUUUAACUUUGAUCUGCAUCAAGCAAAUGUGCUUAGCAUGGAUGACGUGUCACGGAAUAGUUUUGAUGCAUGUAGAGUGACUAACGAAAUAUAUAGGCUGGUCCCGUGUAAUAAGACUUUUACGAUCGCAUUAAGAACUGUGAAAAUUUGGGCUAAAUCAAGAGGUCUUCUAUCCAAUGUUAUUGGUUUUCUUGGAGACUGCGAUUGGGCAAUACUGGUUGGACGUAUCUGCCAAGCACAUCCAUUUGCCACGCUCAGCACUAUUGUUUUUGAGUUUUUCAGCAUAUUCUCUGUGUGGUUUUGGCCAAACCCGGUUAUGCUCGUGGACCCACGUUCGGAUCCACAUCGUCUUCCUGUAUGGGAUCCUCAUACAAAUAGGAAUGAUAUUAUGCCAAUAAUCAGUCCAGUAUUCCCAUGCAAAAAUAUAAGAGCUGAUGCCUCCGCGAGCACGCUUCGGGAUAUGAUAUAUCAUUUUAAGUGUGGUUAUGAGCAGUGUAAACUAAUAAAGGUGAAUAACAACUGGAGGGAUCUAUUUAUGCCGUAUAAAUUCUUUGAGGAAUAUAUUCGAUACGUGCAUAUUGAUCUUACGGCGGAUACCGAACAAAAACUUGAGCUUUGGAAGAAAAUUGGAGAAUCUGAAUUGCUGGUGCUGAUUUCAAAGAUUGAAGCGGGCAGGGGACAACUGAUCUGCCAUAUCUGUCCGACGGAGCACUUGAGUAGCGACUCUUGUUCGUUUUUCAUCGGCCUGUCAACUAAAAAACUGAUAGUGGGCCGUGCAAUUCCCGAACAGGUUCCUAGUGAUGUGAUCAACGAGUUUAUGCGCAGAAUGGAGAAUCACAAGAGGGCUGGGAUGGAGGUACAGGUUGGUUGUCUUAACCAGACAUAUAUGAAGUCUCGCACGUGGGGUAGAUCAGCAAUGCCACUUAUCCAGUAGGCUGUGCUGUGCUCCUACGAAAAUGUAUUCUGCUGUUGGGCAAGCGGCGAGGGGAGGGGAGCCUGGAGAUGGCUUGGAGCUGAAGUGGGGCGUGAUCCUGGGAGCUGCUGUCUGCUAUCUUGUUUCAGGAAUGAGCCAGUUGUAUCCCUUUCUUUGGCGAUGUAAUAUGGUAACUGAAAAAUGGUUGGAGAGUAGGUUUUAGGUGGACAUCCGUUUGGUUGCCUGCCAUCUGUUUAGUUCCGGCCUUGGCAAAUCUGUCAGGCCGUCUCGUUUGCUUCAUCAUUUUAUAAAACUGGAGCAGGGUUGCUUGAUAUUAUUAUUAUUGUGACUAUAGGACAUUCUGUAUGGGAGUAGUAUAAAGACUUUGGUUUUUGUGAGCUGUGCAAUUCUGCAUGGAGCAGAGUUGGGUGCAGCCAUCAAUCCUCUUUCUGCAA